CUCCAGCAUGAGGCGGCAGGAGGCGCGAGGAGACACCGACUGAUCAGAGCCCCGCAGCCCCGCAGCCCCGCCGCUCUCCGCUCAAACCCGGCUGCCGCUCGGAGGAUCCGCGCCGCGCUCUGACCGGAGACUUUCGAAGGAGUUCGUUUGGUUUUGAACCUGCGAGACGCGGAGCGAAGAGACACCGCCCCGGACACAGGUGAGAGGGAACUUCACCCGCUUCGAGGCGCAAACAAUCAGGAUUUGCCCACGGCUCUUGCGCACAGGCGGACUCUCGGGGAGAGUUAUGGCUCUCCGGGGGAAACUGGGAAUCUGAGCUCCCCGAGUCCGAGGAACUGGACCAACUGGACGCCGAUUUGUUCAUAUCUUCAGCAUAUUCCAGCUCCGCUCAGCUCCAGGUGCUUACAAUGUUCCAGCACAGCAAUAACAAGAAAUGCUUCACCAUAGAGUCCCUGGUCGGGAAGGAGGCGAACGGCCACAGUAGCGGCGGCGGCUCCGGGGAGGAGCCCAUCCGGCCCACGGCGCUCAGGUUCCCGGAGUCCCUGCACCCGGCCGCCGCCGCCGCCGCCGCGGCCGCCGCCGCCGCCGGGGUCUUCGGCUCCUGCUUCCAGGGAAGCAGCGGCAGGACUUUGUACUCGGCCGGGCCGGACAUGGUGCUCCAGGAGCCCGGGACGCACACGCAGAGCCCCGGCGGGCUGCCGCUGCACCCGCUGCAGAUCUCCCCGCAGAGCUUCUUCAGCCCGCAGCACCGGGACGCGCUCAGCUUCUACCCCUGGGUGCUGCGGAGCCGGUACCUGGGACACCGCUUCCAAGGGGAGGACAGCAGUCCGGAGAACCUGCUGCUUCACGGUCCGUUCUCCAGGAAACCCAAAAGGAUCCGGACGGCGUUCUCUCCGUCUCAGCUGCUCCGUCUGGAACGGGCCUUCGAGAAAAAUCACUACGUGGUCGGAGCCGAGAGGAAGCAGUUGGCCAGUGGGCUGUGUCUGACCGAGACGCAGGUGAAGGUGUGGUUUCAGAACCGCAGGACGAAGCACAAGCGCCAGAAGCUGGAGGAGGAGUCUCCUGAAGCUCAGCAGAAGAGGAAGGGCAGUCAGCACGUCAGCCGCUGGAGGGCGGCCACACAGCAGGCGGGAGGGGAGGACGUGGACGUCAUCAGCGAGGACUAGACUGCAGCGCGCGCACGCCCACGCACGCACGCGCACGCACACACACACACAGAGCUGUCCGCACACAAUGAUAACGCACGUUCAGUCAGACGCACACGCUUCCAUAGAGUCGUAUCGCGGAGACGCCCGGAGGACUUUCAAGGUGCAGUCAGACGCCUUCUCCACUUGUUUCACAGCUCUUCCUCUGUGCGUCAGGAAUUAGACUCGUCCUGGCCAACGAUGAACUACAGCUCCGUGUCCUGUUGCAACUCAGGUCGAUGAGUUUUCUCCUCACCCAUGUUCGUCAUCGUAAGGAUUUUCCAAAUUUUGCGGCGAAUUGCUCGUUAAUUUACGUCCGCGUGGACCGUGCGGACUAAACCAGGCAGGUCUCGAGACGUAAUCCGCAUAAAUCCAAACAGGGCUUUGUCAGAGGAGAGAGAGCAGAGUUCACCGAGGAGAAAACCAUGACACACAAGUAGAAAAGCAACUUGGGCAAAAAGCGGACACUGAACGCACCACGAGGCUGACUUCAGCUCUCAGGACCAACAACGUAGAGCAGCAGAGCUGAGCUGUAAUGACUCUGUAAACCACGAUCUGCGAACCUUUGGAUUCAUACACCAAAACAAAAAGUGAGAGCUCACCCAAGAGUGUAGUCAGUGUUUUGAGCUGGAGCUGGAUCUGGAUCUGGGUGGGCGGGAGUCUUCCUGUCUCCAAAGCCGAUCUCUCCUCGUUUUUGCAUGAAUUCUCCUUUACAUCCGCUCAUUUCCACCUCGGGGGAAACGUCAUGCUGUUGGGCUCAGGGUAAUUCUCAGUGAGCUCCGUUACUAUUUUCAUUGGUCUAAAAAAGAGACGUAAACUUAUCGAGCUGGAACACUUUUAUAGUUUCAAGAGAUUCUGUAGAGACACACUGAGCUGAGCUGUAGCCAAGAUGUAAAUGUAUAUAUAUGUGUGUGUGUGUGUGUGUGUGUGUGUGUGUGUGUGUGUGUGUGUGUGUGUGUGUGUGUGUUCAGGUCGUCAUUCAUGGCUUUUUUUUAUUUAAGUGGUGUUUUGCCUGGUUUGGUUAGAAAGAAAUCCUGGUCCUAACGUUUGGCUCACUUCAACACACAUUCCUCAAAGUUGUAUUAUACACUAUUAUUUCAAUUUCAAAAUAAAAGAUGAUGUUGCAACAUGAGACGCAUUUUGACAGGCUUCACUGAUCCAACCGACGCCGGUCCAGAGACUCGUGCAUGAGAACGCGACGCUGCAACGAUCUGCAGUUUGCACAUGAGCAGCGCUCGCUGGUCGCUGUCCCAAAACCAAAAGCCUGAAUUCCACCAAAAUUGAAAUUUACUAAUCGGAUCUUGUCUCAAAAAAUCUCCGCAUCCGCCAAAACACAGAGGUUACAGCGUUCGUGUCCUCUGUGUUGGCUGCAGCGCUGACGGCCUUUGGCAUGUUUGCCAAAAAGGCUUUGCCAACUAGCUCCGGUGUUCUCAAGUGGUCAGAAUCGGCCAAAAACAGCUGGAGGAGACGGAACAGAUUUCAUACCGAGCUUGAAAUGAAAAUCCCUCGAAACCUGUUGUGAGUUUCCAGAUCGGUUUCUGCUCCCGCUCAGAUCCUCAACUACUGUUUGAUUACGGCCCCUUUUUCUUUUCUGCUUUGUCACAAACAGACUUUAAUCCUAACAGACGCAAUAAUCUGUCCAAAAAUAA
Molecule: messenger RNA, 2833 nt
Organism: Xiphias gladius (swordfish)
Lineage: Eukaryota; Metazoa; Chordata; Actinopteri; Istiophoriformes; Xiphiidae
Gene: emx3
Product: empty spiracles homeobox 3
Exons: 3
Coding region: 408-1166 (252 amino acids)
Biological process (GO): regulation of DNA-templated transcription; neuron differentiation; brain development
Molecular function (GO): DNA-binding transcription factor activity, RNA polymerase II-specific; DNA binding
Source: RefSeq, a predicted model, not a curated record